UUUACAAAACCCCAAGUUCUUCUUCCCCUUCAACAAUGGACAAUAGUUGACCAAUUUCAACCGGCUUCAGAUUCAUAGCCUCCAUCGUUCUUCCCUUCAACCUUCGAUCCCCAUUUCCAUAAAUCCGCUUUAACUUUUGAAUCCAAGAUUCAGCUAAAUCAGCUGUGUUCGACCAAUCUUCCAUCUGUGAUUUUCUUAUUUUCGAGUUUCUAAUCUUCUAUUUCAGUCAGGGUAUCGUCGAUUUGAUCCAGAAUGGGCGUGUGCUCAAGCAAAGGCAAAUACAAACCGCAGUAUGAUCGUUACGAGCACCAACCAAAAGGCCCAGCUCAACACUCCCAUCAGUCGCCGGAGAGUCACCACUCGGCGGCGGCGAAGUCAACCGGUCCUCCCAGAAGCCCCCUACCCACCGUCCUCAGGUCUGAUUCGAUUCUUGGGAAGCCAUUAGAGGAUGUUAAGCUGCAUUACACCAUUGGGAAAGAAUUAGGGAGAGGGCAAUUUGGGGUUACUUAUCUCUGCACUGAGAAUUCCUCUGGUAAGCAAUAUGCUUGCAAAUCCAUUUCCAAAAGGAAGCUUGUGACUAGAAAUGAUAAGGAUGAUAUUAGAAGAGAGAUUCACAUUAUGCAGCAUUUGAGUGGGCAACCUAACAUAGUUGAGUUCAAGGGAGCUUAUGAAGACAAGCAAUCGGUUCAUUUGAUCAUGGAGCUUUGCGCUGGCGGCGAGCUUUUUGAUAGAAUUAUUGCAAAGGGUCAUUAUAGUGAGAAAGCAGCUGCCUCAAUCUGCAGGUCUAUUGUUAAUGUGGUUCAUAUCUGCCAUUUCAUGGGGGUGAUGCAUAGGGAUCUCAAGCCUGAGAACUUUCUGCUUGCUAGCAAGGAGGAAGAUGCUAUGCUCAAAGCAACAGAUUUUGGAUUGUCUGUUUUUAUUGAAGAGGGAAAGGUGUACAGAGACAUAGUGGGGAGUGCUUAUUAUGUUGCCCCUGAAGUACUACGUCGUAAAUAUGGGAAAGAAAUCGAUAUUUGGAGUGCUGGAGUUAUGUUGUACAUAUUACUCAGUGGUGUACCUCCAUUUUGGGCAGAAACUGAGAAGGGCAUAUUUGAUGCAAUAUUGCAAGGACAUAUCGACUUUGAAACUGAUCCAUGGCCAAAAAUUUCGAACAGUGCCAAGGACCUGGUGAAGAAAAUGUUAACUCAGGAUCCAGCACAACGGAUUACGUCGGCACAGGUUCUCGACCAUCCAUGGAUGAGAGAAGGUGGAGAUGCAUCGGAUAAGCCAAUCGACAGUGCAGUAUUUACAAGACUCAAGCAAUUUAGAGCAAUGAACAAACUGAAGAAGCUUGCCCUGAAGGUUAUAGCUGAAAAUCUUUCUGAGGAAGAGAUCCAAGGCCUGAAAACAACGUUCACGAACUUGGACACGGACAACAGCGGAACCAUCACUUAUGCAGAAUUGAAGUCUGGACUGGCCCGGCUUGGCUCAACGCUAAGUGAGGCUGAGGUCAAACAACUUAUGGAAGCGGCUGAUGUGGAUGGAAAUGGUUCGAUCGAUUACAUCGAAUUCAUCACUGCUACGAUGCAUCGAUACAAGCUAGAAAAAGAAGAGCAUCUUUACAAGGCGUUUCAGCAUUUUGACAAGGAUAACAGUGGUUAUAUCACAAGAGAUGAACUGAAAGCUGCAAUGAAAGAUUACGGAAUGGGCGACGAAGAGACUAUUAGAGAGAUUAUUUCCGAAGUCGAUGCAGACAACGAUGGAAGAAUCAACUACGAUGAGUUCUGUACAAUGAUGAGAACUGGAACCCAACAAGGCAAACUCUUUUAACAUGUCGAAGGAUACCGAAGAUCGUCGAAGGGAUCGUCUAAAGCUUGGCCAUCAGCAGCAAAAUGUCUGAGACAACAGCUAAAACAUUGGUUUCGGGUUUUAAUGUGAUAUUUUUGCAUAGCAAUUGAAUUGUUGUUUAUAUCUUUGUGUAAAAUUUGUUGGCCUGUGUAAGCCAUGCUGGAUUAAUUUGUAUUUGCCUAAAUGUACUUGUUUACUUGAGUAUUAAUUGUCCACUUGAUAUUUGCUUA
Cucurbita moschata (crookneck pumpkin) is the source of this 2057-nucleotide messenger RNA. RefSeq names its product calcium-dependent protein kinase 2-like. Lineage: Eukaryota; Viridiplantae; Streptophyta; Magnoliopsida; Cucurbitales; Cucurbitaceae. Gene Ontology annotation, molecular function: calcium ion binding; ATP binding; calcium/calmodulin-dependent protein kinase activity. Gene Ontology annotation, biological process: protein autophosphorylation; peptidyl-serine phosphorylation; intracellular signal transduction. The record is from RefSeq and is a predicted model, not a curated record. Gene Ontology annotation, cellular component: nucleus; cytoplasm. The transcript is spliced from 8 exons. The coding region runs from base 253 to 1809 and encodes 518 amino acids.